This is a messenger RNA of Fulvia fulva, 627 nucleotides long. RefSeq lists its product as uncharacterized. Lineage: Eukaryota; Fungi; Ascomycota; Dothideomycetes; Mycosphaerellales; Mycosphaerellaceae. Bases 1 to 627 code for a protein of 208 amino acids. The record is from RefSeq and is a predicted model, not a curated record. The transcript has 3 exons.
AUGUACUCCUUGAUUCUCCUCCUGCUGAGCGCUCUCGAACUCACUGCAGCCAUAUCGUCCCACCGCUCAGUCUGCGAACGCGAUCCGUACCGCAAGAUUGUUCCCCUCUCGAAAUAUGCUCCCGCAUUGGAGUACUGCUCCAAGAAGUUCCCUUCCAAAACGGUGACCGUCACAGUGACUGUUACAAAAAAUGGAUACAAACACGUUGCAAUUGCGGAGCCUGGACAGCAGCCUGCAUAUGGUGGACCUGAAAAGGCCUUCUGGUCACUGAAAAACAACGGCUGUGCUUUUGCUCAGACUGGAUCUUCACCGACUGGGCCAUGCCCCAACGGCGCGGCAUUCGCAAAUACCAUCAGAGCUAGUUUCCGCGAAUUUGGUAUCUGUACAUCGGCAGAACUCGUCGACCCUCCCGUGACUAGAGAAGAGCGUAAUGGCAUUCGGUUCCGUGACAGCGCACAACAAGGUUGCGCGGAGACCUGCGACACGAGUAGGUGUGCCGCCGUCCAGUACGAUCCAACCGAUAAUCAGGACCCUAUCACGUGUCUGUGGUUCGGAGAGGGCAGCACAGGUUACACGCUUGCUGCCAAUCCGACAGCGGGAGUAGCGAUUCCACUGGUACCCGUGUAG